ACCGGAAUGUGCGCUGCGCUCUUCCCCUCCUCUUCCUCCCCCUCCCAUCUCUCUUUUCUGUUGACGUUUGGCUUUUGUGCCUGUUUUACUAAGUGCGCGUAAUCUUCCUUUCAAAAGCAUCUCUUCUUCACUGGACUCUAUUUUUUAGUGACGGCGCGUGACAUGGCAUCGACUCUGAUGUAGUGCGUUCCGAAAAAAUCGCGUGAAUCUCUCAGAAGCGCAAGAUAUUCGCCCAAGAUCUUCAAGGUUUUGUUUCCUUUGUCAUACUGUCUUCCUGUGCUCAUCUGCGGCGGUUAUUUCCGUCGGUCCGUCUGCUCUGCGUGCUGCUGUUUUUCUCGCCAGCUGGAUAAAAUUCACCUUGACUUGUAUGUCCGAAGCCCGCCGUGGUUAUAAACAAAUCAUUUCCGCACGCAUGUUAUUACGGUAGGCUAACAAUCUGAAAUAGCUCGCAGGCUGUUAUGGAUUAGCACCUGUCUGGAAUAUUCGACGGUAUUCGCGUAGGUAUAAAUGUUCUGCAGAGCUGCUUUAGUAUAUCAGGGUGUUUUAUCCAUCUCGCUCGGUAAAUUGAUGGUUUGUAUUGUGAUUAGGUAAUAGAGCGCGCAGGCCGGAUUGUAUAAUUCUCCAGUUGAGACAGUUUUGCAUAUCUGGCAAAGGGAACUUGAUUGGUUGACCAAUUACGAGCUCCUGAGCUGCUGUUGUGUUGGAUUUUGAUUAAAGAGACGGAAGUUUAUUUACUGGUGCAAGUUCAACCAACCAAGAAAGAACCAAAACAAUGUUUCGCUAUUUGAAUGAUGUGGAUGACAGCCCAUACAUGAUGGAUCCGUUCGCAGCACACAGACACCAGAUGAGGGGUCUCUUUGGGUCUUUUGGGAUGGACCCGUUUCCUUUCACCCCUCAGAUCCAGCAUCCACGUACACGCUUGCAGCCACAAGCUGGAGCCUUGGCCCCCUUCGGCAUGAUGGGAAUGGGUGGAGGUUUCAUGGACAUGUUCAGCAUGAUGAGUGGGAUGAUGGAGAACAUGGAACAAAUGUCAGGUUCUCCAAACUGCCAGACCUUCUCCUCCUCCACAGUCAUCUCGUACUCCUCCACAGACAUAGGAGCACCUAAAGUCUAUCAGCAGACCAGUGAAUUUCGCACUGCUCCCGGGGGUAUCAGAGAGACGCGUCAAACAAUGCGGGACAGUGCGAGUGGGCUGGAGCGAAUGGCUAUAGGGCAUCACAUUGGUGAGAGAGGUCACGUGAUGGAACGCUCAAGGAACCGUCUCACAGGAGACCGUGAAGAGAGACAGGACUUCUUCAAUCUGGAAGAGAGUGAGGCAGCUUCCUUUGAUGAAGAGUGGAGGAGAGAGGUGGGCCGGUACCGCCCCCAUAAUGUCCAUAGUUUAGACUAUGGGCGUGAGCGGAGUGCAGGGGUUGGACAGCAGCUGGCCCUGACAGCGCCUCCGAGCUCCUCCUCCUCUCCCUCGCCUCGCCAUGAGUCACCACGCCACCAUCCUCCUCACUCCCGUCCGCGCUACGACUGGUGAGAGGUGAAGUUAUCUAGCUGAUGCUGUGAAGAGAAAAGUGAGGGAUAGAGAAGAAAAUUAUAACUGAGGGGUCAAAUGUUUGAUAGAUCUGAACUGUCUUAAUAUGUGUAGUCAGCUCCUUAAAGGGACGUGUGCUGGCAUGAGGUAUAACACAGGCUGAAUUUUUUAGACUGCAUCUCUGUUGUGUGGAAUUUGGCCUGGCCUGUGUACUUCAUACCACGUUACUACUCCCGAAGCAUACACACCAGCAUUCAUCAUAAUUCCGACAGCUCUUCAACCUUGUGAUAUAUACAUACACACAGACAUCUUUGUAUUUAAAUGAAUUCUCAUGCUUCCAAUAUUUCAAUAUCCAAAUAUUUAAAGAUACACUACACAUUCUGUAUAUUCGCGUGCGCACACACACACACACACAUACACACUCACUGUAAAGUCCAUAUAUGUUUGUGUUGACACUAGGAUAUCUGUGGGUUUAAUUGUACAAUGCUGACUAAUUAAACUUAUUAACUAAUAAAAAGACCUUGUUACAUCA
Sinocyclocheilus rhinocerous is the source of this 2054-nucleotide messenger RNA. It is a transcript of the gene mlf2, whose product is annotated as myeloid leukemia factor 2. The transcript has 8 exons. NCBI's taxonomy places the organism in Eukaryota, Metazoa, Chordata, Actinopteri, Cypriniformes, Cyprinidae. Bases 773 to 1525 code for a protein of 250 amino acids. The record is from RefSeq and is a predicted model, not a curated record.